AUGUCAAAUGAAAGUGCUUAUGACCCUAAUGAAGAACUUCCUUCACCAUCAAUUGAAGUACUAAAUCAAAUGCUCGGUUCAUAUCAACCAAAUAUUUUUGAUUACAGAAAGACUUUUACACCAACUGGUAUCGAUGCAUCUUAUCAUAGUAGUUUAAAUUCUCCAUCAGAAUCAAUAUCGUUGCCUGAAAUGCUUACUGGUGAAGAUCUUCCAUAUGGUUUUGAUAUUAUACAAUGUCAACCUGCUCCUUCAUUUGAAUUGCGACCCGAAGAUGAAAAACUUCUUAUUCUAGCUGAACCUAAAGCAUUUUAUCGCGAUAGAUAUUCUUGUGAAGUUGAUCCAACAAAGAGUCGAGCUCAACGUUUUAUUCGUGCAGAAGACAAUCAACUGAAAUAUGAAUAUCCAACUGU
Rotaria sp. Silwood2 is the source of this 410-nucleotide messenger RNA. The record is from the annotation of a GenBank genome assembly. Lineage: Eukaryota; Metazoa; Rotifera; Eurotatoria; Philodinida; Philodinidae.